AUGACUGCCGCCGCAAGCGCUGAUUCAGCCGGCGUGAGAAACCGCAACACCAAGUCGCAAGAUGCUUCUCAUGAGUCCCUCCUCACCACCGUAGAACACAAGGCCCAUGAUAUCGAACAAAAGAUCGAGCGCGCCCUUCUCCUACUCUGGGAUGACCUUCCUCACUGGCGCCGCGACAACUCCUACAUCCUCUCCGGCUACCGCCCAGACUCCAACUCGUACAUCGGCUCAUUCAAAAGCCUGGGCUACUUGCACAAUGAGUCUGUCAACAUCUGGUCUCACCUUCUCGGCGCCCUCGCUUUUCUGGGAGGUGGCGCGUUCCUCUACACCGUUAUUGCGCCUCGCUACGAAACAGCUUCGGCCUCCGACAUAAUCGUCUUUUCCUGUUUCUUCGGCGGCGCCGUCGCAUGCCUCGGCAUGAGCGCCACCUAUCACGCCCUGUCUAACCACUCGCCCGCCGUUGCGAAAUGGGGCAAUAAGCUCGACUAUUCAGGCAUAGUCUUUCUCAUCGUCGGCAGCUAUGUGCCUGCGCUUUACUAUGGAUUCUUCUGCCACCCGGGCCUGAUGACAAUGUACAUCUCCACGAUCGCCCUCCUAGGCCUCGGCUGUGGUAUCGUCUCUUGGCUUGAGCGUUUCCGCACCCCAGAAUGGCGCACUUUCCGUGCCUGUCUUUUCGUUGCUCUCGGUGCGUCGGGCGUCGUCCCCGUUCUUCACGGCUUGAGCGUGUAUGGACGCGGAUAUCUCGAGAACCGCAUGAGUCUGAGUUGGGUCGUUCUGCAUGGCCUCAUGUACAUCUUCGGCGCGUUCCUAUACGCUGCCCGCUGGCCCGAGCGGAGUUCUCCCGGCACAUUUGAUAUCUGGGGCAGCUCGCAUCAGAUUUUCCACUUCUUCGUCGUACUUGCGGCCGUCACGCAUUUCUAUGGCAUGGCCAAGGCGUUUGAUUAUCACCACACUGUCAUGGGGUCGCAGUGUUAG
This is a messenger RNA of Colletotrichum truncatum, 975 nucleotides long. Its product is annotated as ADIPOR-like receptor SPBC12C2.09c. The record is from RefSeq and is a predicted model, not a curated record. Gene Ontology annotation, biological process: intracellular zinc ion homeostasis. Gene Ontology annotation, cellular component: membrane. Gene Ontology annotation, molecular function: signaling receptor activity. NCBI's taxonomy places the organism in Eukaryota, Fungi, Ascomycota, Sordariomycetes, Glomerellales, Glomerellaceae.